Molecule: messenger RNA, 1374 nt
Organism: Dendroctonus ponderosae (mountain pine beetle)
Lineage: Eukaryota; Metazoa; Arthropoda; Insecta; Coleoptera; Curculionidae
Product: zinc finger protein OZF
Exons: 3
Coding region: 1-1374 (457 amino acids)
Biological process (GO): regulation of transcription by RNA polymerase II
Cellular component (GO): nucleus
Molecular function (GO): zinc ion binding; RNA polymerase II cis-regulatory region sequence-specific DNA binding; DNA-binding transcription activator activity, RNA polymerase II-specific
Source: RefSeq, a predicted model, not a curated record
AUGGUAACCUUCAAACUAGUCAAAACAUCCACCAUUGUCUGCUGCAUUUGCUUCAGGACAAGUGAGGGUUUAAAGGCAAUAAAUACCCCAGAUGAGAACUCUUUGAAAUUGAGCGCAAAACUCAACUUUGUCGCGCCCAAGCUGGACUGGUCGGACAUAUUCUCCAUAUGCCCCGAAUGUAAUGAGCAACUGGACAACGCUUACAACUUCAAGUUGUUGUGUUUAAAAAACGAAUCAUCUCGAAUGGCCUUUGAUAAAUCCUCCUUGGACGAUCAGCUUGAUGAUGCCUUUCAAGCAGAGCAUCUCCCAUUUGGGGAAGAGUCCGAAAUAAAGGACAUAGGCUUAAAGCCACUUCAAGCUCUUGAGCUUACAUGCCCCCAUUGUAGGAAAACGUUUAAAUCCCAAAGAACUCUAGAGACCCACUUUAAAAAACAGCACGACAAAACUUGCCAGCUAUGUGAGCAAAGCUUCAGCACCAACAAAGAACUUCUAAGGCAUAAGAAAGCUGAGCACCAUCGGCAGCAAGAAUCAUCGAAGUUUCAAUGCGAAAUUUGUGGGGAGAAAUUCGCGCUGCUUAAACACAUUCUCCAGCAUUCGAUGCAAGUUCAUUUAAUGAACAGGAAGGAUAUAAAACCCUAUUGGUGCGAUCAAUGCAGCAACAAGUUUUCCUCCUCGACAUUACUGAUCCAGCACAAAAAGUACCAUAAUGGUGAAAGAACGUUCAUAUGCACCACUUGUGGCAAGUCGUUUGUAACAAAGCGCGACUUAAGCGGACAUGAAAAACUCCAUGAUAAUGAAAGAAAAUACAGCUGCGAUAAAUGCCCGAAGAACUUCAAUACCAGCCAGAACCUUAAAACUCACAUUUAUGUGGUUCAUACAGACCCAAGUAAAUGGAAGUACUCCUGCUCGGUGUGCGGGAAAAAGUUCCCAAUGAAGAGCAAUUGCAAUGAGCACAUCAAACGGCACGAAGGCAGCAAAGACUUUGAAUGCCACAUUUGCGGGAAAACAUUCAUCAGCAAUUACGAGGUGAAAAAGCAUGUGAAACUGCACUCAAACAUUGCCUUCUACAAAUGUGCGGGAUGUUUGAAACACUAUCGCGAUAAAAGGUCGUUGGAUAGUCAUCUGUAUAAGAUUCAUGGAUUGGGAACGAAGAAACCGCCAAUACGAGUGAAGAAAUUUGUGUGUCACAUCUGUCCUAGUCAGUUCUUCGAUAAUCAGAAACUGCAAAGACAUAUUAGGGCGCAUACUGGAGUGAAACCCUUUAGGUGCCUUGAAUGUGAUAAACGGUUUAUCGAUAAGAACUAUUUGAGUUCUCAUCUGAAAAACGUGCAUGGGUUUGAAGUGAAAACAGCAGGUAUUGAUGAUUAUUUCUAA